AUGGAGGUACUUUGCAAGCCAUUCCUUUCCUUUUCUCUUCAUUUUCUUUCUAUUUCUAUCUUUUUUUUAAACAUGUCUGCUUCCAGCAAUUCCUGUUUAUUCCGAAUUUCUUGUUUGCAGACACACACAGUCCAAACGCUCCUCCUCUUUCUCAGAACUAGCCAAUACCAUUCAGGCCAAAUCAUUUCCGCUCUUCAUUUAUUAAAUAUUCUAUUAUUCUUUCUAUUUCCUUCUUUCAUCUUUCUCUGUUUCGCACAAUUUUUUAUCUCUCUCUCUCUCUCUCUCUCUCUCUCUAUCUAUCUAUCUAUCUCAGCCUAUUUUCUUUCUUUCUUUCUUUCUAUCUAUCUAUCUCAGCCUAUUUUUCUUUCUAUCUAUCUAUCUAUCUAUCUAUCUAUCUAUCUAUCUAUCUAUCUAUCUAUCUCAGUCUAUUUUCUAUCUAUCUAUCUAUCUAUCUAUCUAUCUUCUUCUUUCUAUCUAUCUGUCUAUCUUUUUAUCUAUUUCAUACACUUUUCUAUCUCAAUCUAUCUAUCUCAUCUUUUCUUUUCUAUCUAUCUAUCUAUCUAUCUAUCUAUCUCAGUCUAUUCAUUUCUAUCUAUCUAUCUCUAUCUUUCAGUCUAUUCUUAUCUAUCUAUCUAUCUAUCUCUAUCUCUCAGUCUAUUCUUAUCUAUCUAUCUAUCUCUAUCUCUCUCUUUCAGUCUAUUCUUAUCUAUCUAUCUAUCUAUCUAUCUAUCUCUCUCUUUCAGUCUUUUCUUAUCUAUCUAUCUAUCUAUCUAUCUCUAUCUCUCUCUUUCAGUCUAUUCUUAUCUAUCUAUCUAUCUAUCUAUCUACCUCUAUCUCUCUUUUUCAGUCUAUUCUUAUCUAUCUAUUUAUCUAUCUACCUCUAUCUCUCUCUUUCAGUCUAUUCUUAUCUAUCUAUCUAUCUAUCUAUCUAUCUCUCUCUCUCUCUCUCUUUCAGUCUAUUCUUAUCUAUCUACCUCUAUCUCUCUCUUUCAGUCUAUUCUUAUCUAUCUAUCUAUCUCUCUCUCUCUUUCAGUCUAUUCUUAUCUAUCUACCUCUAUCUCUCUCUUUCAGUCUAUUCUUAUCUAUCUAUCUAUCUAUCUAUCUAUCUAUCUAUCUCUCUCUUUCAGUCUAUUCUUAUCUAUCUACCUCUAUCUCUCUCUUUCAGUCUAUUCUUAUCUAUCUAUCUAUCUAUCGUAG
This is a messenger RNA of Acanthosepion pharaonis, 1197 nucleotides long. The record is from the annotation of a GenBank genome assembly. Lineage: Eukaryota; Metazoa; Mollusca; Cephalopoda; Sepiida; Sepiidae.